Molecule: messenger RNA, 1867 nt
Organism: Stegodyphus dumicola
Lineage: Eukaryota; Metazoa; Arthropoda; Arachnida; Araneae; Eresidae
Product: DALR anticodon-binding domain-containing protein 3
Biological process (GO): arginyl-tRNA aminoacylation; tRNA C3-cytosine methylation
Molecular function (GO): ATP binding; arginine-tRNA ligase activity; tRNA binding
Source: RefSeq, a predicted model, not a curated record
GUGAGUGUGGGGUGUGCGUGCAUGUGAUCAGUAUUAAUUUUAUCGAACUUGUAUCGCGUGUAAACCUUGAAUUUGUUAUCCAUAAAUCUUAUCAGUCAGUCAGUGUAAGAUUAAAUAUUUUGUUUGCAAGUGAUGAAGGUUGAGUUUAAUCAAAAUGUCUUCAAAUGAGUUACUAGAAUCACUGAUUUGUCUCCGUGUAAAAGAUGAGCGAAUAUUUUUUGUUUCGAAAUUGGAAGCAGACAUUCAGUCAGUAUUCCGUGAAAUUAGUAAUAAUAAGAAAAUCAAAAAUAUAAUGGUUCAAAAAUAUUUGAAACAAGGAAAUAUUUUUUUAAAAGGGGACUUUUAUGUGCUUCUUCAAAGUCCUGAGGGUUGUCGCUAUUUAGAGUAUUCUGAGGAAUUGGUUGAAAAGCUUAAAGAUAUAUCUUAUAUUUUAGACGCUGAAAUUUAUUCACAUUUUUACUUGACAUUUCGUUUAAAUCGACCAUUUGUGUUUAAAAAAGUUUUUGACGAAGUCUUGAAAUAUGGUAAAACAUACGGUAUGUUUGAAAAACGCCAAUCAGUGUUAGUUUUGGUGCACAAUGAAAACUUGAACAAUUUCGAUAAGAUGCGGAAUUCAUUAUCUGCAGAACAUGUUAUAUCAUUUUUGAGCGCUAAUCAUUUUACAGUUUACUACCAUUUCAUUGACUCAGUUAAAUCAUGCAUAAGCUUAAACGGAAAUGAAAUUAUUUGUCCUGAAGAUUGUUCGUUUAAUGAUACGCAUCAGAGUUUAGAGAGCAAAGCAAGUCAUUCUGAGUGGAAAAUAUGUUGUGAUGUGCAUGAUUGUUUGUGCUUGGAUGGUAAAGCAUUCUUAGAGAAAUACGACCUAGUAAAAUAUGGCAAAAGUAUAAAUCACAUAAAAAUAUCGAAAAACAGUGUCUCUGAUCUUUUAACUAAAGCUGCAUACAUAAAGCACAUAAUGUCAAAGCAUAUGUCUAAUAAGCCUGACUACAUAUUACACAUUAUUUCACAUUCACAAAAGAUAAUUAUUUAUGAAUCGUGCAUAUUAUUGCAAAUGCUGGAUGAUGUCAGUUUAGACAAUGUUUUCAUUAUAAAUCAAAGUACUAGUCCUAAAAACAAAUCAGAAAUAUCCAUUACUGAAUUUAUAAAUGCACAAAAAGAAGAAAUACAGAAUGCAAUGGCACAUAAAUAUGACCCAGAUAUAUCCCAUGAUAAAUUGUGGUCAUCUCGUAUUGAUAUUUUGCUAGAUUCUGCUGUAAAAUUUAGUUUUUUGAAAAGAAGUUCAAGUAUGGUAUUAAAAUUACAAGUUCCUAAUCGUGACAGUAACUCGGUAAAAAAUCCUGGUAUAUUUGUCCAAUAUAACUUUGCUCGCCUUUCAAACUUAUUUAAAAAUUUUGAAUUAAAAGUGAAAGAAGGUUAUUAUAAUCCAUUACCAUCUUUGGAAAAUAUCAACUUUGAAUUUCUUAAGCUAGAAGAAGAGUGGUAUUUAUUUACAUAUGUUCUUUCAUUUCCUGGUGUCAUACAAGAUAUCAUUAAUUCUAUUGCGAAUGAGAAUCCAUUAAAAUAUUGUUUCCCUAUUAAAAAAAUUUGCAUUUUACUAUCUGAAUUGUCCCAUCAUUUGAGUGUUUAUUAUAGUAGAAUUCGUAUUUUAGGAGGACCUCAGCCACAGUUGCAGAAAGUAAUGCAUGCAAGAUUAUGGUUAUUAAAGAGUAUUUAUCAAGUGUUAAGUAACUGUUUACAGUUAUUGAAUAUUCAAGGUCUUGAACAAAUGUAGCACCAUUCAUUAUUGUAUAUGUAUAUGGAUCAAUAGACACAAUUGUAUUUCUCAUAAUAAAUUUAAAUUUCAUCCAUAAAUUUUAAUAUGUAUAAA